AUGCAUCAAUACAUCACCCAGCUUCGCUCUGAGUUUCACACGCAGAAUGAAGACCUCAAGAAUGUGGUUCGCUUACAACAUGAUGAUCUCAGAGUUGUGGUUUGGUCAAAGAAUGAGGUUCUCGAGGCUGAGCUUAAGGCUGAGCUCAGGGCUACUGUUCAAACAAUCAACGAUCUGAAGCGAGCAGUGAAUUCUCUUUAUGCUAGAGAAUCGGAAGAUGGAACCAUUGAUUUUAAUCAACUGGCCCAAGUUCGAUACGCAUCAUCUGUCGACAGCGCGGACAUUGAAGAAGCCGUCCAGCAAAAUGUAAAUGAAGUUGCAAUAAAAAAGGAUGCCCAGCUUGCAGAAGACAGAUUGAAGGAGAUAGAAGAGGUGUUUCAACAAAACGAAGCGAUAUACUCUCCAUCUCUCUCUCCACCAUGGUCAUAG
Plasmopara halstedii is the source of this 429-nucleotide messenger RNA. RefSeq lists its product as uncharacterized. The record is from RefSeq and is a predicted model, not a curated record. NCBI's taxonomy places the organism in Eukaryota, Oomycota, Peronosporomycetes, Peronosporales, Peronosporaceae. Bases 1 to 429 code for a protein of 142 amino acids. The transcript has a single exon.